UCUCUCUCAUCAAAACAAAACAAAAAUGGCUACAACCGCCUCACUCCUCCGUUUCACUCACUACCCAACACCUCAAACCCUAAAAAAGCCCUACUUCCCAUCACCACUCCGAUUCAACACCAACAACCCACUCACCUCACUAAUCUACACCACCACCUCAAAACCACCACCACCACCAUCAUGUCACAAAAAAUCCACCGCCAUCUCAUCCUCAUACACAGCAGUACCAGCAGCAGAAAGACUAAUCACAGCCGUAGCUUACUGUCUCCCAUUCUUCAAUGGAAUUCAAUACGGCCGCUACCUCUUUGUCCAAUACCCAAAUCUAGGGGCACUGUUUGAACCAAUUUUCCCAUUACUCAGUCUCUACAGAUCGGUUCCUUAUGCAAGUUUUGUUGCCUUCUUUGGAUUGUAUAUUGGGAUUGCGAGAAACGCUAGUUUGAGCAGAUUUGUUAGGUUUAAUACAAUGCAAGCUGUUGUUCUUGAUGUUUUGUUGGUGUUGCCGUUGUUGGUUCAGAGGGUGUUUAAUCCUGGGAAAGGGUUGGGGUUUAAAUUGAUGAUGAUGGGGUAUAAUUUCAUCUUUGUGUUUAUUGUGAUUUGUUUUCUGUAUAGUGUUGGGUUUUCUAUUUUGGGGAGAACUCCUUAUUUGCCUCUUGUUGGUGUUGCUGCUGAUAGACAACUUUGAAUCUGUGUUGGAGAUCUGGGUUUUUGUUUUUUUGAGGUGUAAUGUAAUGGAAAUGGAGAAAUUUGAGAUUUAGGGUUCUAAUUUUGUGUGUUUUUUAUGUUCCAAUUUGUGCAUUUUUGUUUAUUUGUGAUCUAAUUUUGUUUCCA
Papaver somniferum (opium poppy) is the source of this 828-nucleotide messenger RNA. RefSeq names its product protein TIC 20-II, chloroplastic-like. The transcript has a single exon. Bases 26 to 682 code for a protein of 218 amino acids. Lineage: Eukaryota; Viridiplantae; Streptophyta; Magnoliopsida; Ranunculales; Papaveraceae. The record is from RefSeq and is a predicted model, not a curated record.